This is a messenger RNA of Cladocopium goreaui, 3162 nucleotides long. The record is from the annotation of a GenBank genome assembly. NCBI's taxonomy places the organism in Eukaryota, Dinophyceae, Suessiales, Symbiodiniaceae.
GAAGGGGUUUUCCCCAACCAAGUGUAGAGCCCAUGCGGAAGAAAGUUGAUGCCCGAGUUCGAACACUGGUCGAGAAUGGCAUCAAGUCCCACACAAGGUGCAUGUUUGUCAUUGUCGGCGACCAUGGAAGGGACCAGGUGGUUAACCUCCACUUUAUGGUGAACAAGAUCACCAAUUCGAAGCCCUCUGUCUUGUGGUGCUACAAGAAAGAACUGGGCUUCAGUACCCAUAAAAAGAAGCGGAUGAAGCAGGUGAAAAAGAUGCAGAAGAGCGGACAACUAGAUCCAAAUGUGGAUGAUCCGUUUGAGCUCUUCAUUUCCAGCACAAAUAUCCGAUACUGCUACUACAAAGACACUGAGCAGGUUCUCGGCAAAACCUUUGGCAUGUGCAUCCUGCAGGACUUUGAAGCGUUGACGCCAAAUUUGUUGUGCCGAGUCGUUGAGACGGUCCAGGGUGGCGGCAUGGUCAUUCUUUUGCUGAAAACCAUGGAAUCCCUGAAGCAACUGUACAGCCUAGCCAUGGAUGCGCAUCACAAUUUGCGCACUGAGACGCACACGGACACAGAGCCCCGCUUCAACGAACGCUUGGUUCUCUCCUUGAAGGACUGCCCGGCGUGCCUGGUGCUUGACGAUGAGCUGAACAUCCUUCCGCUGUCGAAACAUGCCCAGGCAGUCCGGCCUAUGGAGGUUGAUGAAGACGUCGAUGCUGGGGAGCGGCCAAAGACGGCAAAUGAGAGGGAACUGGACGAGCUGAAGGAAACAACCGCCGACACUCAGCCCAUCGGUCCAAUUGUCAAUGUGUCCAAGACCUUGGACCAGGCUAAAGCCGUCAUGACCUUCGUCGAUGCGAUAUCGGAGAAGACCCUGAACCGGACGAUGGCUUUGACUGCCGCUCGUGGUCGUGGCAAGUCAGCUGCUUUGGGCUUGGCAGUCUCUGCCGCAGUGGCCUACGGCUAUUCCAAUAUCUUCGUGACAGCACCAUCUCCUGAAAACCUCAGCACGGUCUUUGAGUUCAUCCUCAAAGGCUUCGAUGCAUUGGGGAUGAAGGAGCAUCAGGAGUAUGAGCUGGUGCAAGCAGAGAAUCCCGACCUCAACAAGGCCCUUGUCCGCGUGAACAUCUUCAAGGACCACCGGCAGACGGUUCAGUACAUUAAUCCAUCGGACUGGCAGCAUCUGGCACAGGCCGAGCUGCUGAUCGUCGAUGAAGCUGCAGCAAUUCCCUUGCCCAUCGUCAAGAAACUCUUGGGGCCAUACUUGGUGCUCUUAGCAUCGACGGUGAAUGGCUACGAAGGAACGGGCAGAGCUUUGUCACUGAAGCUCAUAGAGGACCUCAAGAAGAACAAAGGCAGCGGCAAGAUUGGAUCUCUGGGCGACCGCAGCAUGAGGGAACUAUCUCUCGAGGAGCCAAUUCGUUAUGCUCCAGGUGAUCCCAUUGAGGCUUGGUUAUGCCAGCUCCUUUGUCUCGAUGCAGCGCAGGUGCCAAAGUUGCAGCUGAACAGCCUACCGCUGCCGGCUCAGUGCAGCCUCUUCAUGGUGAACAGAGACGCACUUUUCUCUUAUCAUGAAGCAUCGGAGAAGUUUCUUUUCAAAAUGAUGUCGCUCUUCGUCUCAAGUCACUACAAGAAUUCUCCCAACGACCUUCUGCUGAUGGCAGAUGCACCAGCACAUCAUUUGUUGGUGCUGUUGCCACCCAUCGAUGUGGAUUCCGAGCAAGCAGACCUUCCAGAAGUCUUGGUUGCGAUCCAGAUUUGCGCAGAGGGCGCCCUCUCGCGAGACACGGUCAAGGCUUCCUUGAAGCGGGGCUUGCGGCCCUCCGGAGAUCUGAUCCCAUGGACGCUGACGCAGCAUUUCCUGCAUGACAGCUUUGGGGAGCUGAGUGGUGUGCGAGUGGUGCGAAUCGCCACGCACCCCUCCUUGCAGCGCAAAGGUUACGCAUCAGAAGCCCUGAAGCAGAUGAUUGCUUGGUUUGAACAAAAGUCGCGAGGAGGUGAUUCUUUCGUGGACAAACCUUCCACAAAGAAGACCUCCACAAAGACGGAUUCCUCAGGUGCUGCUCAGUUGCACGAGGAGGAGCUUUGCCCACGAGACGUGCCUCCCCUGUUGGAGGCGGUGUCCGAGGUGCCACCACCUUACGACCUGGAUUACGUGGGUACUUCCUUUGGCCUCACCUACGAACUGUUCGAGUUUUGGCGACGAGCUGGUUUCAGACCGGUGUAUUUGCGUCAGCAGCCUCACGCGGGAACAGGUGAGCACUCAACAAUCCUCGUGCGCGCCUUGCAGCCGCUGGAGGGUGAAUCAAGAGCAGCACCAAUCCUGGACCACUUCGUGGCAGACUUCCGAUUGCGUUUCUUGCGUUUGUUGCAAGGGCCCUUUGCCAAGCAGCCAACUCGCUUGGCUCUGUCGGUGGUUGAUCCACUACCGCAGGAUGCAGCAGCUGCUCGUGAGGAGAAUGAGGAUAUGGAGUCUGCCAUUGAGAGUCAGCAGCCACUGACCGCGGCGAGUCUCUUGCAAUUCCUGUCACGAGACGAUAUCCACAGGUUGGAGCAAUACGGUCGCAAUCUGGUGGAAUAUGGACUGAUCCUGGAUGUUGUGCCAAUGCUGGCAUCUUUGUACAUGUCCAGAAGGAUGCCCUCAGUGCGUCUUUCAUCGUUACAGGGUGCCAUACUCCUUGCCGUUGGAUGUCAACAUCGAACCUUUGAUGAGGUUUCCCAGGAGUUUAAUGCCCCCGCUUCUCAGCUCCUGGCGCUCUUCAAUAAGGCGAUGCACAAAUUGUCGAACCAUUGCAAGACCUUGCUGGAGCAACAAGUGGAAGAAGAAGGUGAAGCAGAAGGUUUGUCUACCAGAGCGAUGAAGUCUGGUCAGGUAGUCCAGGGCGGAGCUUUCGUCAAGGACUCCUUGAAGUCAGAGCAACAAGUCGCCGGGCAGAAGGUGAAUAAGAAGUUAGAAGAGAAGCGGAAAGAGUUGCUGUCUACCUUGACAGAGGAGAAGUUUGCCAUUGCGCCCAGCACAGAGGACUUCUCCGAAGCUUUGCAAGGGAGUGCUCCCUCAGGCACUGUGUCAGUCAAGAAGAAGCGGCAGAACGAUGCCGGAGCUGCGCAACAAGGAAAAAAACGAAAAUCUGGCUGACUCCAUAGGUUAUUUUGCCCGUGUGGACGGAGAAAAA